UUGCUGUGUGUGUGUGUAUGUGUGUGUGUAUAUGUGUGUGUGCAUCUAUUCCGAUCUGGCAGAUAUCAAUGUGAGAGCAUGAACGGCGCAUAAGGCUGCAGCUCCGCGAGCGAGGAGAGGAUAACGUUGGAGAAGAGGGAGUGAAAAGUCCACACACUCACCCCCGGUCUCUCCUGCCUCUGCAAAGUGCUGUUUCACCCUUGUUCCGUCGUUUUUGCCGUCUCUGCACCCUAAGGGGAGGUUUUGGAGAGCACCUGCACUGAGGCGCAAGGCUCACAUUCCUGAGGAUUGCACCAUUGAGACGCGUCUCGGUGUUUUUUGCCAGAAAAGGAUCAGGAUGGCGCUCACUAUAUGUGCAGCUGGGCCGCAGAUCCUCUUUGCUCUGACGCUGCUGCUCCAUUUAGGCUCAGGUGCAGCCUCCUCCAUCGUGAACAUGCGUAGGAUCACCCAUCCUACGGUGCAACAAACGCUGGCAGGCAAAGCUGUCCUCCCCUGUGUCUUCACCCUCCAGACCAGCUCUUCCAGCCAGCCUCCCCACCUCCUGUGGACUCGUAUGAGGGUACCGGCAGAAGGAGAAGGAGAGGACGCUUCUGUGGAGCAGAUUGUGCUUUCGGCUAAAGGUGAUGUAAUCAAGGUGAAUAAGGCUUUCAGCGGCCGCAUCGCGCUGCCAGGAUACACUGCCAAUCCUCUGAAUGCUACCAUGGAGAUCUCUAGUCUCCGUACCAACGACUCAGGCACUUACCUCUGUCAGGUUGUCAUGGGUAACGACUAUGAGAGAGACGCUGUGCCCCUGGUGGUCUCUGGUGUGGUGUUUCACUACCAGGCUCCGAGCACCCGGUACGCCCUCUCAUUUGCCGAUGCCCAGCGGGCCUGUCAGGAAAACUCCGCUCAGAUGGCCACACCGGCCCAGCUGUGGGCAGCGUACUAUGACGGCUUUGCCAGCUGUGCAGCCGGCUGGUUGGAUGAUCAGACUGUCCGCUACUCUGUCCAAUCGCCAGAGCUUGGUUGCUAUGGACACAAGGAGUACUCAGCCGGAGUGAGGAAUUAUGGGAAAAGGGACCCGAAAGAGCUUUUUGAUGUGUACUGUUUUGCAAAGGAACUGGAUGGUGAAGUAUUUCACUCCUCAGUCCCAGGCAGACUGUCUCUGUCCUCUGCCUCGGACCGCUGUGUGUCCCUUGGGGGCCAGCUGGCCACAGUGGGGCAGCUUUAUCUGGCCUGGAAGGCCGGCCUGGACAGCUGCGCCCCGGGCUGGUUGUCUGAUGGCAGCGUCCGCUACCCGGUGACCUGGCUUCGCCCCGACUGUGGAGGGAACCACCCGGGAGUCCGCAUCGUCCCACCGAACAGCACCACUGACAACACCACGGCGCUGUAUGAUGCUUACUGCUACAGAGGUAAAGUGAAGAAUUCGGGCUCUAUAUCUCAGAUCUACACCUCCCUGUGGAAGCCCUGGAGCUACCUCGCAGGUUCAAGUGAUUCUGACUCCGCAGGGACAGGAAGUCCCGACGAGACGAUACAGAAAACCUCCACUACCAGAGGAUCCUCAGAUGUUUCACCUUCAAACUGGACAGGAUUGGUUGACCUAGAAGAGGAGGCCUCCCUUCACAGCCCCAAUACUUCCUCCGACCCCUGGUCCUCAGAGUCUUCAGGGUCAUUUGUGACCCUCCAGCUAAUCCCAGGACAGACCCUCGUAGACUGGGGAGAACCACUGGAGCCUGGCCCCGACUCAGAGCAGUUUCUCCGACCGCCGGUCCACCCUACCCCCGCUGAGAAGAAGGUGAUCUCAAAGAUCGUCAAGUCCAUUUGGAAGCCUUGGAAUUACCUGGCGGGGACCGAAGAUGUAGAAGGAACCCAAGCACCAAGUGGACAGACAGUGGAGGAGGAGACAACAGCAAAAAAGACAGAUGAGGGAUCAAAUCCAUCCAGGGCAGCAUCACCAAGUUUGUUUUCAUGGGGAAGUUCAUGGUUCGGCGGUCCCACGAGGGAAAACUCUACGCCAGCCAGUGAAGACUCUCCCACUCGUCUGGCAUCUACUUUGGCCGCCUCCAGUAGCUCUAUGACUACAGAGAGCAUCAAGAGCCGGGAGACUUCAGAGACACACACCUCCACCACCUCCAGUUCUGCACCCGGAAGCGCCUCAUCCAGCGUAGAAACUUGGAUCCGUGUUGAAUCGGAGACCACGACCCAGCCGGGCGACAAGAGGGAGGAGACGGUGACCUCCAGAGGCAGCGGUAGAGGAGGCAGAGGAAGGGGGAAGAAAAACCGAGGAGAGGACAGGAGCAGAGGAGAGGAGAAGGGGAGAGGAGAGGAAAAGGGGAAAGGAGAGGAUGAGGGGAGUGGAGAAAUCACUGGAGCGGAAGCAAAAGGGGAGAUACAAGUUUCACGUCGACCAGUUGGGACAAGCAAACCAAGAGAAAGAUCCAGAGAAAGGUCCAGAGAGAGGGGUCACAGGAGGGGGCAGUCCACCACCACCAUGACCACCACUAUUACUGCUAAUGCUCUGGAGCUCGAUGUGAUGACCACAACUGACUUAUCUACAUCUGAAUCCCCGUCCACCUCACCAGCAGAAACCCUGUCCCCAUCAAGCUCACCAGAUCCCCUCUCCGUAUCUCCACCAUCAACGUCUGUUACUGCAUCCCCAUCCCAAUCUCCAUCCCCAUCUCAGUCCCUGUUUCAACCCAAGUCUCCCUCCCCAUCUCCGUCUCUUCCACCUCCCUCCUCCCCCGCUCCAUCCACUUCCCAAACCCCUUCCCUCUCGACCUCACCAUCCUCACCCCGUUCCCCUUUUCAAACCUCUGGAUCAGGAGACCCGUCUCCGUCUCCUCACUUUGACCAGGACAGCUCCACUAACCACCUGAACUGGGUCCCACUGGAAAAAGCCGUUGUGAACAGCUCUCUGGAUUAUCCUCCUGCAUUACUGCCGGUACCAGCGGACGUGGAGGAGUCUGCUUGGUCUCACGCUGUAGGGUCAGGGGCCCUGUUACCUGGCAAUAUGGAGGAGGAGAGCAACAGAGGGGGAGUCAACAUCAGCACCAUAACUCUCAGCCCGACAGACGAGGUGGAGCCCUGCGUGACAAACCCGUGUCUGCAUGGAGGAAAGUGCCUUCCUCAGGGAACGGGCUACAGCUGCUACUGCCCACAAGGAUACACAGGGGAGAACUGUGAGAUUGAUGUUGAUGACUGCCAGUCGGAGCCAUGUGAAAAUGGAGGCACUUGCAUCGACAAGAUUGAUUCAUUCCUCUGCCUCUGUCUGCCCAGCUAUGGAGGGGACACGUGUGAGAAAGACGUGGAAGGCUGCGAGCACGGUUGGAGGAAGUUCCACGGCCACUGCUACAGGUACUUCACCCACAGACACACCUGGGAGGAUGCAGAGAAGGACUGCAGAGAGCACAGUGCCCACCUCAGCAGCAUCAUCUCAGCCACUGAGCAGGAGUUUAUCAAUGGUUUGGGUCAUGACAAUGCCUGGAUUGGUCUGAAUGAUCGCACGGUGGAGGAAGACUUUCAGUGGACUGACAGCAACGAUCUGGUUUAUGAGAACUGGAGGGAGAGCCAGCCAGAUAACUUCUUUGCGGGUGGGGAGGACUGUGUGGUGACAAUUGCCCAUGAGGACGGCAAGUGGAACGACGUGCCCUGCAACUACAACCUGCCCUACAUCUGCAAGAAAGGCACAGUGUUGUGUGGGACCCCGCCCGCAGUGGAGAACGCCCAUUUGAUAGGUCGGCGGAGGUCACACUAUGACAUCCAUGCAGUGGUUCGCUACCAGUGCUCUGAAGGCUUCUUCCAGCGUCACAUCCCCACUGCUCGUUGCCGGGCCGACGGGAGCUGGGAGAGACCCAGGAUUAUCUGCACAAAGUCCCGGCGGUCACACCGGUACCGACGCCACCACCACAAUCAGCACAACGAACGCCACGGCCACAGGAGACACGGAGGAGAGGGACACAAGGCCAGAGAGGACGCACACAGCUACUACUGAACCAAAUAAUAUAACAUCUGCAACGCCUGGGUGCUAACUAUGGCCCAUAAAGAAAGACAGUAGUUCACAUCACCCCCAUUUCCUUUCCUGCUUCUAACCAUGCUCCGUUUGGCUUUGUUCCUCCUGACGAAUAAGGUUUUCUUACUCUAACAUAACCUCUAUCCAUGAGUUUGGGUGUUUUUUGAUGCUUCUCUUUGUUUUCGCCCUGCUUCCUUUAACCGAGGUCCAUGCGAACACUAACUAUAACACUAACUCUUAUUAACCCCGUCCCUCCCUAACAUCACAGUGCAGUGAAUCCUCCUCCUGUCUAUGAACUCAAACCCUCCCUCCCUCCGUCUGUCUGUCUGUCUGUCGGACUGACAGCAGUGUGUUAGCGCGUGUGAGCGUGUGCAUGUAAGAGAGAAACUUAGAAAAAGUGCAGAGUCACUUUGUUUUGCAGAGGUUUGCUUGUUCUACAUGAAAAAUGACUCAUCCUAGUAUUCUGUUUACAAAGCACAGAUGUAAAUGAUGCAAGAUAGCAUUCAGUCCCCGGUGACCCUGAGCUUUUUGUAUGUGUACCGUAGCUGUUACUUUUUCCAUAGAGCAUUCAAAUAGCUGGUCUGUUUUAUUCUACUGACAUGCUUUUUUCUAAUAUUUGCUAUGUUUUUGCGUUAUGUUACUAUUUAUUAUGAAUCAUUUGCUAGUGAAUAUGCUUUCUUUUUUACUUAUACUUCAGAGAGCCGAUGUAACAUCAUUUUUCUAUACCACUAUAUAAGUCCAACAAUCAACAAUAAACUAAACUAAUCAUUUGAUUGCCUCUAAUCUCUGUACUGUAAAUAUUGUGGUGUUUGUUAUUGGCUGAUCCCUGAUCAAUAGCUGGACCUAGUCUAAUCAAAUAGAUCCCAUCCCCAUAAGCACUCUCAGCUAAUGAUUAUGUCCCAUUGAUACAGACAGCGUGGAUGGGAUAUAUACAAUACUUUCUUGAGAUAACCACUUGAUUGUAUCAGAAUUGCUGAAAUACUUUGAAUCUUUGCACGGCUAUAUUUACAUGAUGGGUAGAAUGUCACAUUUUUUUGUCUUUGGUCCCUUUGAUAUUUGAUCGGUCAUCCACUUUUUUGGUGUUCUUAUGACUUUUUGUCCUGCUGUUGUAUUCCAUUCUUAAUAAAGUGAAAAAAAUGAGCAACAGCA
Messenger RNA from Centropristis striata (black sea bass), 5137 nucleotides. Its product is annotated as neurocan core protein-like. Gene Ontology annotation, molecular function: calcium ion binding; hyaluronic acid binding. Gene Ontology annotation, biological process: cell adhesion. The transcript is spliced from 20 exons. Bases 338 to 3970 code for a protein of 1210 amino acids. Lineage: Eukaryota; Metazoa; Chordata; Actinopteri; Perciformes; Serranidae. The record is from RefSeq and is a predicted model, not a curated record.